This is a messenger RNA of Electrophorus electricus (electric eel), 2934 nucleotides long. RefSeq names its product lymphocyte cytosolic protein 1 (L-plastin) (gene lcp1). The record is from RefSeq and is a predicted model, not a curated record. NCBI's taxonomy places the organism in Eukaryota, Metazoa, Chordata, Actinopteri, Gymnotiformes, Gymnotidae. Gene Ontology annotation, biological process: actin filament network formation; actin filament bundle assembly. Gene Ontology annotation, molecular function: actin filament binding; calcium ion binding. Gene Ontology annotation, cellular component: actin filament; actin filament bundle; cytoplasm.
UCCUUCCUCUGUCAUUUGAAUGCAUCUCUUGCUGUCGUAGCUGCGCUGCGAAAGAGGGGACUCACAGAGAUAACCAGACCCCACGAGUACCUUUCCCAGGUUCAUUUUAAAGCCAAAGAUGGCCAGCACUGGACACAUUUCAACUGAUGAAAUGGAGGAGCUGAGAGAGGCCUUCAGCAAAGUCGAUGUGCACGCCCAUGGGUAUAUCAGUACAAACGAUCUGAAUGAGCUGUUUAAGGUGGCCAACCUCCCGUUACCAGGAUACAGGGUCCGCGAAAUUGUCGAUGAGCUCAGCAAAACCAUGGACACAAACCAGGAUGGCAAGAUCACAUUUGAUGAGUUUGCAGAGGUGUUCCACGGGCUGAAGAGCUCUGAGGUAGCAAAGACCUUCCGCAAGGCCAUCAAUAAGAAAGAGGGACUCUGUGCUGUGGCAGGAACAUCAGAGCAGUCGGGAACUCAACACUCCUACUCUGAGGAGGAGAAGGUGGCAUUUGUGAACUGGAUAAACAAGGCCUUGGAAAAGGAUCAAGACUGUAAGCACAUACUUCCCAUGGACCCCUCCUCUGACGACCUGUUCACAGCCAUGGGAGAUGGCAUCAUCCUCUGUAAAAUGAUCAACUUGUCUGUCCCUGACACCAUUGACGAAAGAACCAUCAAUAAGAAGAAACUCACACCUUUCACCAUCCAGGAGAAUCUAAACCUGGCUCUAAACUCGGCCUCAGCUAUUGGCUGCCACGUAGUGAAUAUUGGUGCAGAGGACCUGAAGGAAGGCAGGCAGCACCUGGUUCUUGGCUUGCUGUGGCAGGUCAUCAAAAUUGGCCUGCUGGCUGACAUUGAGAUUAGUAGAAAUGAAGCGCUUAUAGCCUUGCUGAGGGAUGGUGAGAGUCUGGAGGACUUGAUGAAGGUCUCUCCAGAGGAGCUGCUGCUGAGAUGGGCAAACUAUCACCUGGGGGAGGCCAGCUGCCCCAAGAUCAACAACUUCAGCUCUGACAUUAAGGACUCCAAGGCCUACUACAACCUCUUGAACCAGGUGGCACCCAAAGGUGAUGAGGAUGACAUCCCGCCCAUCGCUAUAGACAUGUCUGGACUGAGGGAGAAGGAUGAUCUGAAGCGUGCUGAAAGUAUGCUGGAGCAGGCUGACCGCCUUGGCUGCCGGCAGUUUGUCAUGCCGACUGACGUUGUCCGGGGCAACCCAAAGCUCAACCUGGCCUUCGUAGCCAACCUUUUUAACAAAUACCCUGCCCUGAAGAAACCAGAGAAUCAGGAUAUUGACUGGAGCUCUAUUGAGGGUGAGACCAGGGAGGAGCGUACGUUCCGUAACUGGAUGAACUCCCUGGGGGUCAGCCCACGUGUUAACCAUCUCUAUGUGGACCUAGACGAUGCCCUGAUCAUCUUCCAGCUUUAUGAGAAGAUUAAUGUGCCUGUAGAUUGGGACAAAGUGAACAAGCCCCCAUAUCCCAAACUGGGCAGCAACAUGAAGAAGCUGGAGAACUGUAACUAUGCAGUGGAGCUAGGCAAGAAGGAAGCUAAAUUCUCCCUGGUGGGCGUCGCUGGCCAGGACCUGAACGAGGGCAACCGCACGCUCACUCUGGCCCUACUCUGGCAGCUCAUGAGAAGGUAUACGCUGAACAUCUUGGAGGACCUUGGUGAUGGGCAGAAAGUUAAUGAUGACACAAUUGUUACCUGGGUGAAUCAAAUGCUUACACAAGCUGAGAAAAAAAACAUCUCAGGUUUUAAGGAUGGAUCCAUAAGCACUAGCUUACCAGUUUUGGACCUCAUUGAUGCCAUCCAGCCUGGCUCAAUCCGCUAUGAACUGGUCAAGAUAGAAGAUCUUACCGAUGAAGAAAAACUCAACAACGCCAAGUAUGCCAUCUCCAUGGCAAGGAAGAUUGGAGCCCGAGUCUAUGCCCUCCCUGAGGAUCUGGUGGAGGUCAAGCCCAAAAUGGUGAUGACCGUCUUUGCCUGCCUCAUGGCACGAGGCAUGAAGAGAGUGUAGCCGCGAGGAAGGACUUGUCCUUCGCUGAGAGGGCCAACCCAAAGAAACCGAACACCACCUUGCCAUUGCUCUCUCCCAUUUUACCCUUCUCUUUUCACUCAUUCAUUCAUUGGAGUUAGUUUAUCAGAAAACAAACCAUCAGGUCAGGAUUGGAAUGUACAGUGUUUUUGCCUUCUUUUGCCUUGUCAUAUUAUCCCUUCCCCAUCAGGGAUCUCUAAUAUUAGUGUUUGCACAUGCUAACAUGAACUUACUUACAAUAGUGUGGCAGUAGAGAGCUUGACAGGAUAAAAUCCUUAUUUUAUACUUUCCAGCCAGAAUUCAGUGUUAAAUCUUACUGUUCUUAUUGAAGUAAACCAUGUCACACGAUCACUAUACAAACAACUCAUGCAAUACUCAAACAGCAUAAAUUUUUGGUUUGUUUGGGGGUUUUUUUUCUGGGGGGGGGGGUGGAUAAAAAAAAACAAAUAAAAACCUUUAAUACUUUUCUACUAAAAACUAAUCUGUGAUUUUAAAUAUUACAUUGCUUUUGAGCCAGAUUCAAUACUGUGGUCAAUUUGUUCUGACAAAGAAAAAUUUUAUUUGCCUUAAACAAUCUCAGGUUUGUCAUUAUAUAUUAGUUAUGUUAUAAUCAUAUUUCAAAGUUGCCUGCUCGAUCCUGGAUUGUCAGCAGUCUAAACACUGUGACACCUUUAUUUUGCACAUUUCUUUAUGCAUAAAUAAUUAGAAUGUUUAGACAUAAGUAGUUUUUAAUUUUGAUUAGGCUAUACUUUAUUUUUUUUUAUUAUAUUUAGCUUUUUCUCCCCAAAUCUUUUAAUCUUUUUGCUAUUACAAUACUAAACAUGCACUCUUCCAACUGUUGAUAUUGAAAUGAAUCUUGUUUGGCAUGGUCUGUUAUUGACUAUAGUACCAGUAACUACUUCAUAAAUAAUGAUAUUUCA